CAGUAUAAUCUAAUAAUGGAUACUACUACUUGCCUCUCCACAGCCCCGCGACCCAUAGUGUUCCUUCAGCACGGGCUGCUCGGGUCGUCCACCCAGUGGAUCGAGAAUCUGGUCAACGAGAGCCUCGGUUUCAUCCUGGCCGAUGCAGGGUUUGAAGUCUGGUUGGGGAACAUUCGCGGAAACACCUACUCCAGACGGCACGUCAAGCUGAAGCCUUCUCAGGAGCAGUUUUGGGCUUGGAGUUGGGAUGAGAUGGCGAGGUAUGACCUUCCCAAGAUGCUGACCCACGCGCUGAGCGUGACCAACCAGACGCAGCUGUACUACGUGGGCCACUCCCAGGGGACCAUGAUCGGGUUUGCUGAGUUCUCCAGGAACCAGGAGCUGGCCAGGAAAGUCAAGACGUUCUUCGCGCUGGCUCCUGUUGCACAUCUGGGAAACAUGGAGUCUCCCCUCAGAUUCCUGUCAGAGGUUUUGGACCCAACUGUGCUCUAUUCUCUCCUUGGGAAGGGGGAGUUCCUGCCCACCAGCGAGUUUAUCCGCUUCCUGGGCCAGGAGGUCUGUGACAAGCCAGUACUGGACGUCUUCUGUGAGAACGUGCUGUUCCUCAUCGCAGGGUUCAACUAUGGCAACCUGAAUGUGUCUCGUAUCCCUGUGUACACCGGCCACAAUCCUGCAGGGACUUCUGUCCAGAACAUGGUGCACUAUGCCCAGCAAGUCAAGACUGGGAAGUUCCAGAUGUUUGACUAUGGACCACAGGGCAACAUGAUCAAGUAUAAUCAGACAACUGCACCGGAGUACAACGCAAAGAAUGCCACGCUACCCGUGGCCAUGUUCUCAGGGGGCCACGACAUUCUUGCAGACCCAAAGGAUGUGGCCAUACUGGAGGGGGAGCUGCCAAACAUCACUCACAAGAAGGUUCUACCUGAGUGGGAACACCUGGACUUCAUAUGGGGUAUGGACGCUGCGCGGAGGUGCUACGCAGACAUCAUUCAAAUCAUCAAGAGCAUGGAGAAGAUGUGAGGGAGAGAGAGAUGGUUUAUGUAGAUAACAACAACACAAACAAAGUACAAGAUGGUAGUCCGAAGACUAAAUUGCCUCAUACAAUGCACAAUACAGGAAGGUGCCAAAAAAGUCUAUUGUAAUCUUCUAUCUAAAAAUAAUCUCCAUGCUUAUUUCUUUACUAAUACAUCAAUGGGGCCUUUACCAGACUGUUUAGUACAGUUAUGAAAUAGCUACACGGAGGUGCUACGCAGACAUCAUUCAAAUCAUCAAGAGCAAAGAGAAGAUAUAAGAAUGGUGGAGACAACAUAGCUAGAGCUGUGUACCAGCACACUGUACCAAUACAGUACCAGUACAAUCGAUGAGGUACAGGUCCAAAAUACCAGAACCCUGGUGUACAGGUACUGGACCUGUGUCUAAUAAGUGCAAGUCAGGCAGGUCAGAGGAUGGCCACUUUGACAGAUAAAAUUACCGUGAAAUUACCAUAGGAAAAAACAAUAAUUUUGUAUGGGUAAAAUUUUGUUGCAUCAUGUGUCUCAAUUAAACACAUUUUUAUUGGAUCAAA
Messenger RNA from Branchiostoma floridae (Florida lancelet), 1564 nucleotides. Its product is annotated as lysosomal acid lipase/cholesteryl ester hydrolase-like. The coding region runs from base 16 to 1020 and encodes 334 amino acids. The transcript has 6 exons. The record is from RefSeq and is a predicted model, not a curated record. Lineage: Eukaryota; Metazoa; Chordata; Leptocardii; Amphioxiformes; Branchiostomatidae.